Solanum stenotomum is the source of this 825-nucleotide messenger RNA. Its product is annotated as pumilio homolog 15-like. Gene Ontology annotation, biological process: post-transcriptional regulation of gene expression. Gene Ontology annotation, cellular component: cytoplasm. NCBI's taxonomy places the organism in Eukaryota, Viridiplantae, Streptophyta, Magnoliopsida, Solanales, Solanaceae. The coding region runs from base 1 to 825 and encodes 274 amino acids. The transcript is spliced from 6 exons. Gene Ontology annotation, molecular function: mRNA binding. The record is from RefSeq and is a predicted model, not a curated record.
AUGGCUAGAAAUCCCAAAGACUCGCGAUUAUUGCAAAAGAUUCUUGAGCUGAAUAACUAUGACCACAUACAAAAGAUUCUUGAGGUUCUUAGUUCUAUUUAUGAAGUGAUGAUAUAUGAAUAUGGACAUGCUCUCUUUGUAAAACUUGUUGAGUUCUGCAACAACCAACAGUUGCACCUAAUUCUCAGUACAUUUCAGUUUCAUAUGGAUUUGUUUCUACAAACAGCUUUUACAAAGAAUGGUUCAAUGUCGAUUGAAAUGCUAAUUUUAUUUGCACUGAUGACUCAUCGAGUAGAAAGACACAUUGUUGAAAAGUGUUUCCGUGUGUUAAAUGAGAAGCAGAAUGAGGUUCUGUAUCGGGUUAUUAGUUAUUUCAGAGAUUUGGCUACAAAUGUGAAUGGAUGUUGUAUAUCUUUGGAUGUUUGCAUUGAUCAUAUCACUAACCCUCUCAGAAAGGAACUACUGGAACGAAUUGUAAACCAGUCAGCUUACUUUGCUCAUGAUCCUUCGCGGAACUAUGUUGUGCAGCAUAUUCUUAAACUCGGGGACAUAGAGAUUUCAAAUAAGGUGUGCCUUCAACUUGAGAAGGAGUACAUUCAACUAGCCUUCAAAAGAACUGGUAACCGUGUUUUUGGAAAAUGCUUAGAGUCAUCAAAAGUUGAAACAAUUUCAGUAGUUGAUGUUCUUCUAACGGAUGCAAAAGCAAUAGCUCGACUUGCCAAACAUUUUUAUGGCAGUUAUGUGAUUCGGAAAGCGUUGCAAUACACAAAGGUGCAUGGACAGGAAGUGCGCCAUCAAGAUCUAGUAAGUUUUAAAGGCACAUAG